Molecule: messenger RNA, 1104 nt
Organism: Didymodactylos carnosus
Lineage: Eukaryota; Metazoa; Rotifera; Eurotatoria; Philodinida; Philodinidae
Source: the annotation of a GenBank genome assembly
AUGGAUAAUAAUAAUAACGCUGAUUUAAUUUCACUUAAUGACUAUGCAGCGAACGACAUAGCAAUAGUUAGUCAUACUAGGUUCGUACAACAAUCGGAUAUUGAAUUGUUAGCGAAUGUAUUUAUGCGAAACAAAUAUGAAGAUAUCACAAUCAUAUGGUUUGAUGAUAAUAUUGACGAAGUAAUAGAACAAAAACUUCAACAAAUGCACGAUAAUAUUAUUUUAUGUUUCAAUUUUGAACAAUUAUCCGAAUAUGUAAAUGAUAUUCAAAACCAAAAAAUUGUUCUUAUUGUUAGUGGCCGGUAUUUUCGUGAUACAUUAUCACUAUAUAAUCCAAAUGAGAAAAUUGAGUCGAUUUAUAUUUUUUGUUUAAAUUUUCAAUCAUAUGGUGGUUUAAUUGGUGAUAAAAAAUAUUCAAAAUUAAUUGGCGUGUAUACACAAUAUGAUCAAUUAUUUAAAACAUUGGACAAGGAAAUAUAUUCAUUAUCAAAAUAUUUAUCAAUAUUUGAUUUAUUUGAUCGAAAUAAUAAAUCAGUACGUGAUUUAGAAUAUGAAACAGCGGAUUAUUCGUUUUAUCAAAUAUUACGUGAUACAUUAAUGAAAAUGCAAACGAAAGCAGAUGAAUCGAAACAAGAUAUGCUUAACUACUGCCGAUAUUAUUACCAGUCUAAUAUGUCUUAUUUAAAACAAACUGAUCAGUUUGAGAAAGAAUAUCAGCCGUGUGAAGCUAUUCGAUGGUUUACAAAAGAUUGGUUUCUGUUUCGAUUUGUUAAUAAAGCAUUAAGAACAGAAAAUAUUGAUGCAUUAUUCAAGCUUCGAUAUUUUAUUAUUGAUCUUUGCACACAGUUAAAAUUAUUAUUUGAUGAAAAUUACGAUCUAUAUCAAGAAACAUUCGAAACAAUCACAGUUUAUCGUGGUUUAAAUCUACCCGAUAGUGAUAUUGAACAAUUAAAAAAUUUAAUUGGAAAAUAUGUGUCAACAAAUCGAUUUCUAUCUACGUCUCUAUCACGUGAUCUUGCACAAAUAUUUGCUGCAAAUGUUUUAUUUGUAAUCAAAUUGAUACAAAGUUACAAAAUAUUAUUUAUGCUGAGAUAUCCCAGUUAA